Messenger RNA from Acanthoscelides obtectus, 1941 nucleotides. The record is from the annotation of a GenBank genome assembly. NCBI's taxonomy places the organism in Eukaryota, Metazoa, Arthropoda, Insecta, Coleoptera, Chrysomelidae.
AUGGCUGCUACACUGCUGCUUCAUUUACUACAUGGACCGACUUUGCCGACAAAGCUGGCGAUUGAGAGAUCAAACUUCCAGGGGAAAGUAGGAAUUAACAAGAGAAAAAGAGGCCAAAGGGAGUCAGACAAUGAAAUCGCGAUACUCUACACGAUGGUUUUCAACUAUAAAAGAAAGUCGGAACGAGGAAGCACCUGGACAGAAACAUCCAUGGAACAUGCAUUGCAAGCAGUGCGUAACGGGGAGUCGAUAAGAAAAGCGUCUUUAAUAUAUAACAUUCCAUUCUCAACGCUCCUUAAGCAUGUGAAGUCUAAUAAAACUACUAAAUCUCUGGGCAGAUUUAAGACGGUUUUCACUCCAGAAGAAGAACAAGAAUUUGUUACCCAUAUCAAAGAGCUUGAUAGCCGUUUUUAUGGGCUUACGCGACGAGAUCUUUGUGUGUUAGCAUAUCAAUACGCCGAAGCGAACCACAUUAUUCAUUGUUUUAAAAAUAAUGCAGCGGGUCAGCAAUGGUAUCAAAAUUUUAUGAAGAGACAUCCUGAGUUAAGCUUACGGACACCUGAGCCGACCAGUGUUGCACGAGCCAGUGGCUUUAAUCGCCCACAAGUGGAGAGGUUUUUCGAAAAUUUGAGGGACGUCAUCGAGAAAAACAAUAUUUUGCCUGAAAAUAUGUACAAUGUAGAUGAGACAGGGAUCCAAACCUCUACAAAUAGGCCUCCUAAGGUUAUUUCCCUGAAAGGCAAAAAGGGAGUUGGAGCUAUAUCUUCCUCCGAGCGAGGCACACUAGUAACGGCACUGUUUUGUUGUUCCGCUGCUGGGGCAUAUAUUCCUCCUACACUAGUUUUCUCAAGGAAAAAGAAAAAUCCAAGGUACAUGGAAGGAACUCCACCAGGCUCUUCUCAGUUAGUAACUGAUUCUGGAUGGAUAAGUUCCGAAGCUUUCCUGGAGUGGAUGAAGUUUUUUGUAAGCAACGUUAGACCAAAUGAAGACCAUAAAUGUCUAUUAAUCUUAGACAAUCAUGCUUCUCAUAGGUCUAUUGAUGUCCUUGAUUAUGCCUCUCAGAAUAAUGUCAUCAUUUUGUCGGUUCCACCCCACACGACACACAAGCUCCAGCCGCUAGAUGUGUCCGUUUAUGGCCCUUUCGGAACUUAUUUCCAAAAUGAAAUUGACAAGUGGCAAAAAGCGCAUCCUGCACAACGCGUUACGUUGUUUGAUGUAGGCAAAAUUUUUAAUAAUGCCUACCUUAAAGCUGCAACACCAACAAACGCUAUAAAAGGUUUCGAAAAAACUGGCAUUGCAAGAUGUGAUUUAGAUGUUUUUUCCGAAGUGGACUUCCUUCCAGCAGAUGUAACUAACAUUGAAGAACCAGAGGUCCGUAUUAACCAUAAUCCUCAAGAUAUGGAUGUUAUUGAAAUUGGACCGCCCAAUACAUCUGUCCAUAAUGAUAUCGCAAAACCUGAACCUUCUGGUCUCAAUAAUAGUACGACCUUAAAACAAGCUAGUGACGCUCCAAAAGGAAAUAAUCGCAUUAAAAUUAUUGAUAUUCAUAUUAUACCUAAAUGUGAUAAACGAAAAGAACCCAAAACAAAAAGGAAUCAACAGAAAUCAGAGAUUUUGACUUCUACGCCAAUUAAAGAAGAAAUUAGAGAAAAAAGUAAGAGCAAAGAAUGUGUCAAAAGCGUUAGAAGGAAGAUCCAACAAGAGACAGAUUCCAGCAAACUGAAAAUACCUCGUCCACCUUCACCACCGAAAACCACUCCAGAUGAAGAAGAAACUCCAUGUUUGAUAUGUGACGAUUCCUUUGAAAACUCCAUUCAAGGCGAACACUGGAUACAGUGCAAUUUCUGUGAGAAGUGGGCACAUCAGAAAUGCACAAGCUACAAGACUGGAAUUUAUAUUUGUCAAGAUUGUCAAAAUCAGGUCAAAGAUCAGAGAACAUAA